AUGUCACCCACCAUUACUCUGCCCUGCUUCAGCUCCGUGAUCUUUGCAGCGCGCCGGCAACCCCAGAAAGGAAAGUUGAAGAAUGCAAAAGUGGCCGAGGCCACGCCAACACUUGGCAACACUACAGGCUUCGGUGCCAGCAAGAAAGAGCCACUAUGGCGGUGCGUGGAGGAUUGUGGUGCUUGCUGCAAGCUGGCCAAGGGUCCUGCUUUUGCCACUCCUGAAGAAAUCUUCACAAACCGUUCUGAUGUUGAGCAUUAUAAAAGCUUGAUUGGCCCGGAUGGAUGGUGUAUUCAUUAUGAGAAAAGCACACGCAAGUGUUCAAUUUAUCCUGAUCGUCCCUAUUUUUGUCGUGUGGAGCCUGAUAUAUUCGAGUCACUGUAUGGCAUUACAAAGAAGAAAUUCAACAAGGAGGCAUGCGGUUGCUGUAGAGACACCAUUAAGGCAAUCUAUGGUUCACAUUCAAAGGAAUUGGAUAACUUCAAUCGCUCGUUGAGGAGUUCUGAUUAG
Messenger RNA from Dovyalis caffra, 510 nucleotides. The record is from the annotation of a GenBank genome assembly. Lineage: Eukaryota; Viridiplantae; Streptophyta; Magnoliopsida; Malpighiales; Salicaceae.